AUGAGCGCCGCAGCAGCAUCUCCAGCUAAAAAGGUCAAGAAGGCUAGCAAGCCUAAGGUUCCGGCAGCUCACCCAACAUACGCUGCUAUGGUUGCCUCAGCCAUAGGAGCUUUGAAGGAGAGAGGUGGAUCGUCCAAAAUCGCCAUUGCCAAGUACAUCAAUGCUAACUACAAAGUUGGUAACGACUCUACCAAGGUCAAUUCCCGAGUGAAAAUUGCUCUCAAAAGCUGCGUGAAGAAGGGGUCACUGAAGCAAGUUAAAGGCACUGGAGCUUCUGGCUCAUUCAAACUUGGAGAAAAGAAACCCACAGCAGAGAAGAAGCCCAAGGUAGCAGCCAAGAAAGUAAAUAAGCCAAAGGCAGCAGCCACAACGCCAAAGAAAGCAGCGGGUGAAAAGAAAGCCAAGAGUCCCAAAAAGACUGCCAAGAAAGCUGCCGCUAAGCCAAAGAAGGUUAAGACCCCCAAGAAACCAGCAGCUAAGAAGCCAGCAGCUAAGAAACCGGCAGCGAAGAAGCCUGCAGUGAAGAAAGCAGCCAAGAAGCCUGCCAAGAAGUAAACACUUUAGAGUGUUUGGUCAAAAUUGACCCCAUAUCCCAAAAAGUCCUUUUUAGGACUACCCAAUUUCCUCGAAAAACAUCUAAAUAAUGUGUCGAUAAUUUGCGCUUGUUAUUUCUGCUCACCAUUGUAAUCGUUCUUUUCUCAAAGAAUUAUUUUAAGAGUGGUAUUGUACAGCAGUACAAAUGAACAAAUGCAACCAUGUUGGUCUACUGCCUGGUUAAGUUCCUCAUGCCCUAGCCCCUCAAAUAAACAUAGAAUUUUUUUUAUCUAACUAAUAUUUCAGAAGACUUUGGAAUGACUUGCGGAAGAUAAGGUCAAAAAAGAGACGGAACGUGUUAAUUCCUGGGGCGUUCAAAAAUGAAAAUAUCUUAAAUGAAUGAAAAUAUUACAGCAUGCAUCUUUCAGCUGAACUGGUUCACACAACCUAAUCUCAAAAGAGGCAAAAAUAAAAAUAAAGUAAACAUUUAACAUUUACAUCACUUGAUAUUGCUGAUAUUCCUCGCUGUUUCUAUAUGCAUUCAACUAGUUUGUUACGAUGCACAUGCCACACAUCACUCGCCUGGAAAUUAAUUAUAUGAUACAAGGAUGCUUACAGCCAAAUAUGAGUGGGUAAGUCCGACCAUUGUGCAAUAUUGAAACACCACCACAUAGGAAUGCUUAGUUUUAAAUAAAACGUUUAUAGCAAUAUAACCAAAUUGCCCCCUUUUGGUCAUGCACCACCAUCGCUUCAUGUCAAAUUAGGUUAAAUUCCAUUCAGUGGUUAAAGCAAUAGCUGAUGAAUGGAAUGAAAUGAAAAUUUGACCUUCUUUAAAGGUGUUACAUGAUGUUUUUUUGACAGUAUAAUCAUAGAUAUAUUUUUAGCAAGAGUGACCUUGCCGUUAUGAGAUUUUAAAACAAUGUGAAUUUUACAUUAUCAACAUGUUUUGUAAGGGCUUAUAUAAUGUAUUGUAACAGUAUAUUCCCAGUCUAUUUUUAAGCCAUAGUUUCCUUGACCUUAGGAACUUUUUAAACCUUCUAGUCAGCUGUACUUCACAGUAUAUCAUCAGGUGAAAUUUCAGAAAGUUUUGCUUUAAGUCAGUAAGGGGCUUAGUCUAAGUUGGACAGUGACGGAAUACCACAGAUGAAGGAAAAUAUCAGGAUCUUAUGAAAAGGUGAAACAAAGUUCUAUACCAUAAACCCAUUAACAUGGUGGUAAAAAAUAAUAAUGAUGUGGAACAAAUAAUCAGUCAUACAUUCUAUUUAUUCAAUAACAUUUCAAUAAGAUCUUUUAAAUAGGCAGCACUGUACACAUAUAGAUAAUAAAUACAACAAAAUGUAUAACAAAUACCUGCUGGUUACUAUAGUAACAGUACAUAACAAUCACCUAUUACCGCAUUUAUCCUUUAAUAAGGGGUCAACACUAAACUCACGAUUAGAAAGUGGGCUUAUUGCAGGCAAUGAAAAAGCAUUUGUUGCCAUUUUACCGAAUAGCAAUAAACAUGGAUGACCUUAUUACCAGGCAUGGACUUACUGUCGGAUAAAUACGGUAGGUUACUCUGAGAAACAACACAUGUACGCUACACUAGACAUGU
Molecule: messenger RNA, 2128 nt
Organism: Pecten maximus
Lineage: Eukaryota; Metazoa; Mollusca; Bivalvia; Pectinida; Pectinidae
Product: histone H1-beta, late embryonic-like
Exons: 1
Coding region: 1-555 (184 amino acids)
Biological process (GO): chromosome condensation; negative regulation of DNA recombination; nucleosome assembly
Cellular component (GO): nucleosome; nucleus
Molecular function (GO): double-stranded DNA binding; structural constituent of chromatin; nucleosomal DNA binding
Source: RefSeq, a predicted model, not a curated record